GGAGUCCGACCGGAUGUACUUUCGGUGUUGGCGGCAGCGCAGGGGGCAUGCGCAGAGGCAUGCGCGGCACGGGCUGAACACUUCGAUGGAGUACGUCCCACUCAGCGCACUAAUCUGACCGGGUGCUGUUCGUUUGAGGGCACUGCCGAAGCUCUUCACUAAUCAAGGCACAGUAUCUGCGUUAAUUAGUUUUAUGACAAGGUUGGACAUAUAGCUAACUACAGUUUUGUUAUCACGGCGUGUCUCUCACCCGUCCAGCUAAGUUAGGUUAGCUAAAUUAACCCAGUUUCGAUCCCGGUGAAAUGAAACACACAAACCCUUGUGGAGAGGCUUCUUAACCAGCAGAGCCUCCGCUUGUCGCUGAUUUAACCCAACAGUCGUGUCCUCCGACCCUCUUCAGUUUGGGGCAGGUCCAUACAGGCUGUGCAUCAUGUCGAACGCUGGUAGAGCUUCACAAAAACCAGCCAAGAGCCAGAACACACCACCCCGUGGUUCCAUCUCCAAUGGCCUCAAAGAAAUUCACAUCGAUGAAGAAGUCAAGAUAGCAGUGAACCUCUCUCUGGAGAGGUUUCGCUACAGUGACCAGAAAGAGAUGGAAUUUCCCUCCUCCUUAGCCAGUACUGAGAGGGCUUUUAUUCAUCGAAUGGCACAGUCCCUGGGUUACAUUUCUAAGAGCAAAGGGAAAGGACCAAAUCGCUUCCUCACCAUCAAGAAGAGGGAUGGUUCAGACAAGCCUCGGCCUACCAUGCCCCUCACGCUCUCCCACAAUUCCUUAUAUUUAAUACGCAGCCUGCUUCAGAGGUUCCCCAUCAGCAAUAAGGAACGCAUAGACCUGCAGCCCAACAACAAAAGUGGCAUGUCUGUGGCUGCAGAGCCUGCUCUUCCCUCAGACAACAGUUGUGACAGGAACAGGGCAAGUGGGCGCUUAAACAACGGCAUACCCAUGGUGCCUCGGAGGAGGAGUCCAUCAGAACUGGACAGUUUUCGACGCUCCCUGCCUGUGCAUGAACGCCAGGAAGAGAUCAUCCAGCUCAUCAGAGAAAACAGGGUGGUGCUGGUGGUGGGAGAGACCGGCUCCGGAAAAACUACACAGAUCCCACAGUUCCUGCUGGAUGAGUGCAGCAGGAAUGGAGAGCCCUGCAGGAUCUUCUGCACUCAGCCCAGACGCCUGGCUGCCAUCGCUGUGGCUGAGAGAGUGGCAGCUGAGAGAGGAGAGAGUGUGGGCCAGACUGUUGGUUAUCACAUCAGACUAGAGAGCAGGGUCUCCCCCAAGACACUGCUGACCUUUUGCACCAGUGGAGUGUUCCUCAGAACACUGAUGGCUGGAGAUGCCAGCUUGACAACUGUCACACAUGUCAUUGUGGACGAGGUGCAUGAGCGCGACGGUCUGACUGACUUCCUGCUCACUAAGAUGCGGGAUGUGCUUCAGAAGAUCGCCACACUUAAACUGAUCCUCUCCAGUGCAGCUCUGGAUAUAGACCUGUUCCUUCAGUACUUUGGCUCCUGCCCUGUUAUCCACCUCAAAGGACGACAGUUUGAAGUGAAGGAACUCUUUCUGGAGGACAUUCUGAGGCUGACGGGCUUUAACAAUAAGGACUUGAGGAAAUACAAGGAAGAGACACAGAGAAAGGAGAAGAAGCAGAAACGUUUGACGGAGUGGUGUAAGGCAGUAGAGGGCAGUUCUGUUGAGGAGGAACAGAGGACCCCUGUGUCUGCCCCAGGCUUCCUCCAGGACAGCAGCUCCUUGGACAGAGGGGACAGCACCUUCAACAAGCCGAAUGAGGAUGGCACAGAACAGCUGGAGCCGUGGCUGCGGAAGGAGAUGGACUCCUGCAUUUCUAACAUUUUCCUCAAUGAAGACCAGGAUGCUUUCAUUCAGCUCUUCAACCUCAUCCUCUAUGAAAGUGUUAACGUGGACUACAGGCACAGUGAGACAGGAGCCACGCCUCUGAUGGUGGCAGCAGGCCGAGGUUUCCUCCCACAGAUGGAGCAGCUGCUCAACAUGGGGGCCGACAUCAACAUGAAGGCAUCCAAUGGAUGGACAGCCUUAGACUUUGCCAAAGACUUCCAGCAGACAGAAGCUAUGGAUCUCCUUAAAUCCUCCAUUCCUUUGGGAGAGGUGAGCAGCCUGGAUGAGUCCGCUCUGGUGCAGAGUGGCAGUGUAGUGCUGAGCACUGAAGAACAAGAGCUCCUCAAACUGUACCACCAUAGCUUUGAUGAUGAGUGGGUGGACCUGGACCUCAUCAUGGAUCUGCUGCACAACAUCUGCUCCACCAGCAGUGACGGUGCUGUCCUGAUUUUUCUCCCUGGAUACGAUGAGAUAGUGGCUCUCAGGGACCGCAUCUUGUACGACGAUAAGAGAUUCUCCACCCACUCUGAGAGGUACCAGGUGUUCACUCUACAUUCCGACAUGCAGACUCUGGAUCAGAAGAAAGCCAUGAAGACCUCUCCACCUGGUGUCAGGAAGAUAAUUCUUUCUACUAACAUUGCUGAGACGAGCAUCACCAUCAAUGAUGUGGUCUUCGUCAUUGAUUCAGGAAAGGUCAAAGAGAAGUCCUUUGAUACCCUCAGUCAUGUAUCCAUGUUAAAGACGGUUUGGAUUUCAAAAGCCAGCGCUCUGCAAAGGAAGGGAAGAGCUGGGCGCUGCAGACCAGGGAUUUGCUUCCACCUCUUUAGUCGACUCAGGUUUAACAACAUGCUGGAAUUCCAGGUUCCACAGCUGCUGCGGAUGCCACUGCAGGAACUGUGUCUUCAGACCAAACUGCUGGCUCCCUCCUCCUGUCCAGUAGCUGAGUUCUUGUCCAAAGCUCCACAACCUCCUCCUGCACAUGCCAUUAGGAACGCUGUGCAGAUGCUAAAGACAAUAGAUGCUAUGGACCAGUAUGAAGACCUGACUGAUCUGGGCUAUCACCUGGCUGAUCUACCUGUGGAGCCCCACCUGGGCAAGAUGGUGCUGUGCGCUGUGGUGCUGAAGUGCCUAGACCCCAUUCUAACCAUUGCCUGUACACUGGCCUAUCGUGACCCCUUCAUCCUUCCCGCCCAGGGCUCUCAGAAAAGAGCUGCUCUACAAUGCCGCAAACGUUUCACUUCAAGCUCCUUCAGCGACCACAUGGCCCUGCUGAGAGCCUUCCAGGCAUGGCAGAAGGCCCGCAGUGACGGCUGGGAGAGAACCUUCUGUGAGAAGAACUUCCUGUCCCAGGCCACCAUGGACAUGAUACUUGGCAUGAGGACACAGCUGCUGGGACAGCUCCGUGCUAUUGGCUUCGUACGGGCCCGUGGAGGCAGUGACAUCCGUGAUGUGAAUCUGAAUUCUGAGAACUGGGCCAUGGUGAAGGCAGCCCUGAUAGCUGGCAUGUAUCCAAACCUGGUGCAUGUCAACCAAGAGACCUCCCUGCUUUCUAGUAACAGGGAAAAGAAGGUCCACUUUCAUCCCACGUCUGUCCUGAGCCAGUCCCAGUUCAAGGAGAACAGCCCAGCCAAAUCGGCCCAGGCCCUUCCCACAGACUGGUUGAUCUACGAUGAGAUGAGCCGAGGCCACAGGAUGGCCAGUGUCCGCUGUUGCUCCAUGGUGACUCCAAUCACUGUGGCCAUAUUUGGAGGUUGUGCCAAACUACCCAGCUCUGCUCUGCAGGAACCUGCUGUACAGAAAGCUACUGACGGUUCACUGGAUGACAUCAGUGACAGUGAGACAGAGGAUCUAGCUGAGAUGAGGAUCGAUGACUGGCUCGUCUUCCAAUUGGACAUAGAGGCUGCAGGGCUGGUGUUUGAACUGAGGCAGAAGUGGCAAAACUUGUUUAUCAAGAGGAUCCGUUGUCCUUCAAAGCCCUGGUCUCAACAAGACGAGGCCAUCAUCCGCACCCUGGUUUCUGUGCUUGCAGCAGAGGAGCAGGGGGCAGGCCUGCAGCAGCCCACGGGGAUUGGCCAGCGGCCCCGGCCCAUGUCAUCAGAGGAGGGGCCCCAGGCUUCUGUGAAGAACUCCAAGAACAGCCCCCAACUACCCAACAACACCACCAAUGACAAGUCCUGUAGGAUACCAGCAGCCUCAGGCCUGCUUCAGAUGAAAGCACACAGCAGAGAUGAGGCCUCACUGCCCAUAAAUGAGCUCUCUGAUGACCCUCCCUCCUCCAGUAAUUCUUCCUGCUCUGCGAUCUUGGACAGUCCUUCUGACAGCCCCUGUCCCUCCUCCUCAGGAAAGCAGGUCUCAAAGCCAGUGUCGCCCCAGCUGGCCUUUUCAUCAGUGCGGUACUUCAUCAUGAAGAGCAGCAACGUCAGGAACAUAGAAAUUUCUCAGCAGAAAGGUAUCUGGUCCACCACACCAAGCAAUGAGGCCAAACUCACCAAGGCCUUCCUGGAGAACAACCUCAUCAUCCUCAUCUUCUCUGUUCAGGGCUCUGGACACUUCCAGGGCUACGCUCGCAUGUCAUCAGUCAUCAGUCGGGAGAGCUGCCAGGACUGGGGCUUCAUGGGACUAGGAGGGGUUUUCAGUGUAGAGUGGAUCCACAAGGAGAGUCUUCCCUUCCAGUGCACCCAACACAUCCUCAACCCAUGGAACGACAACAAGAAGGUCCAGAUCAGCAGGGACGGACAGGAGUUGGAGCCCCAAGCAGGCAGCCAGCUGCUGUUACUGUGGGGGAGAAACUCUGGGAAUCCAAUUCAGUAGAGGAAGAGCAGACCUCUCUGCACCAUACUCACCAAGUUUUGUUCUUACUCGACCAAAUCUGGCUCAGACUACAUGCAUACAUUGUAUAUUGAUUGAAACAUGUAUUUUUCUAUCAAUUAGAGGGCAGAUCGUUUAGAUAUUACGUUUUAUUUCUAUUUUGCCUUAAACAGCACAAGGACUGCACUACCAGUUAAGGCAAGAUGGCAGGACAAUGGAAGAGGGACUGAUUCAUUUGAAAGCAAAAGUUCAACUCAAGUCUUCUCCUGUUUCUCUGUUUUGUCUAUUUAAUAAGUAAGUUUUCAAUCAGUUUUUAUGCCUUGUAUUAAAAAUGGUACUCGUGUUCUUAUCAAACAGUAUGACCAUAAAAUGUCUGAUUGAAAAAAGAAUCUGACAUGAAUUAGAAAGGAUGAAACAUGUUUGUAUCACAAAUGUGUCACUGUUUUAGUUUGAUAAAUACAGAAGCUAUUAAGUUCUUUCAGAUUGUUGUAAUGAUGUCCAGUUAGUUUUUAUGGAAAUGUUUUGACAGACUGACGUGUGUACACUAUUUACAGCACAUAAACAAUGCUUCUCUGCUAAAACGUUCUAUAUGUUGAAGCUUUGCUCGGAUGAUGUUGUAGUGCCUCAGGCUCUAUUGGGCAUCAUCUAUUUAUGUAACUCAUUUGAACACAUUUGUCAACUUUUUGCAAAUGUUUCCUGGAUGAAGACAAAAAAAAUCGUAAUAUAUGUUGUUAGGAUUUGAACCUUGAAAUUUAAACUUGUUUUGCUGCUGUAUGAGGAGAGGUGAAAAAGUGAACUUUUGACUGUUGAGUUAAGGCAUCCUCAUGAUUGUGUUUAUGGGAUGACAAAAAUAAAUAGUGAUUUCAUCUUAGAACCCUGUUA
Molecule: messenger RNA, 5539 nt
Organism: Siniperca chuatsi (mandarin fish)
Lineage: Eukaryota; Metazoa; Chordata; Actinopteri; Centrarchiformes; Sinipercidae
Product: 3'-5' RNA helicase YTHDC2
Exons: 32
Coding region: 431-4660 (1409 amino acids)
Cellular component (GO): intracellular anatomical structure
Molecular function (GO): protein binding; RNA binding; ATP binding
Source: RefSeq, a predicted model, not a curated record